AUGGACAUCAUAAAAGACAUGGGACUUGACAAGGUAAAAAUAGCUCCAACUCCACUUCCAGCAGGCCUAAAAUUUAUUUCAGAGUCUGAGGCAACAUUAGAAGAUCCUUCCAAAUAUAGAAGGCUUGUGGGAAGGCUUUUAUACCUUGGAUUUACCAGACCGGACAUCAGCUAUGCUACUCAGCAACUUAACCAGUAUAUCCAACAACCCUAUUGGGCAGCUUGCCAAGUAACAAGAAGUUCACUAAUGGGAUAUUGCAUAAUGAUGGGAAGCAGCCCAGUUUCUUGGAAAACCAAGAAACAAAGUACAAUGUUUAGAUCAUCUGCGGAGGCAGAAUACAGGAGCAUGGCUACCACAUCUUAUAAGUUAGGCCUGACCACCUUCGAUACAAGUCCAACUUGCAGGGAGGCUGUAAAUCUUGAUUCUAGCCACUUGGAUCUGUCCAUUGAAGGAAAAGAGUUGCAGAAAUAUGAGGCUGAAGAAGACAGUGAACAGCCGCC
This is a messenger RNA of Sesamum indicum (sesame), 500 nucleotides long. The record is from RefSeq and is a predicted model, not a curated record. Lineage: Eukaryota; Viridiplantae; Streptophyta; Magnoliopsida; Lamiales; Pedaliaceae.